AUGGAAAAAUAAAAAAGUCUAGUUGAUGUAUAAAUAAAAAGUAUCGUUAGCUUACUUUUGAAUAUGGAUAGAGUUAGGAUGACAAAGUAAGAAAGAAAUAAUGGUUAUAUGAAUAUAUGACUGGAUGCUUAAAAGAGGUAAUGAAUUUGAAUGAUGAAUUAGAAAAUUGUAGAGUUAUUGAAUAGUAUGUUUAGAGACUAUACUAAUGAUCUGUUUCUUAUGGCUAGUUUGAUUUUGAUUUUAGUGGGAAUAACAUAAGAUGAUGACUAAGAAGAUGUUAUAUCGUCGUAAAUAUUGAACAACUUACAAAUAGACUCAUUUUGUUUAUAGUAUACAUUUUGCCGUUUCUAAUUGAAGCAGGAAUUAGAACAAUAUAAUUGUUGAUAGAAUAAAAGUAGUGUUGGCAAUGUAUUUUGUAACAAACUAGAAUCAAAUACACUAGAUUGAAAGGAUUCAAAAAAGAAGACUUAGUAUUCAAUGAUACAUAGAAUUUCUUAAAGUAAGCUAGAUCUUCUUCAAUCAGAAGUAUUUAAUAACUUGAUUCAUAAUCAAAUGUACCUGAUAUUUUACCUGCUUCUAAUGUAGAAGAUGUGUUUUAUAGUAAUUUAAAAAGAGGAGAUUUCAUACUUCUUAGUCGUAACUAAUAAUGUCCUGGAGAUUUAGUUAUCCUAGAUAUGAGUGAUAGACAUGGUUACUUUUAUUCUAAAAGCUAUUUCAAAUAAGCAUUUCUUUAGCGUAAAGAACCAAUGAAGACUACGAAAGUUGAAAUGAAUGCACCUAAUAAAGGAGAUUUAAAUUAUUUAAGAAAGAUUUUAAAAGGUAAACUUACUUUCAAUAAUAAUUACAAUUUUGAGUAAUUUGAAGGUCAUAUUAAAUUAUCGAAAGAUCCUAAAGGAGAACCCAUUUUACCAGAAAAUAUAUUAUUCUUUGGAUAAGCACUUUAAUUUAAUGAAUGGGUAUUCGGAAUAUUAAUUAAUGUUGGAGGAUAAUCAUUGUAUUGUAGAAAAGUUUAAUCUAUUCAAAAAUAAACACGAAAAAUUAAUAGAUAUAAAAAUCUAUCCAUUUUACAAUUCUUUCUCUAUUUAAUUAUGCCCAUUAUUGCAUCAUUAAUCUAAUAUUAUGGAUAUUCAUCAUAAAAGUCAUUCAAUCAUAUUCUAAUGCAUUGUUAUUAAUAAUUUUUAGUUAUUAUACCUUCUUAUUUAAGUUUAUUUCUUCAUCUCUUUGAUGUAAUUCUAAUUAUCAAUGAGAAUAGAUAAUAAUAAUAAUAACAAACGAAAGAUUGUAAAGAAUUAAUUUUAGAAACUAAAACAGUUACUAAAUAAUAAUCUUUAAAUUACCCAGUAAAUAUGACUGAAAUUAUGGAUACUACACAUGUAUUUCUAAAUAUUUAAAUCUUAUCUGAUGCUAAAAUAGAAGCAUUAUGUCAUGGAGACACAAUCUAUUAAAUUGAUCAAACAUUAAUUCACGAUUUAGUACUUUCAUAAUCUUUUAAAAAAACUUAAUUCUAUUAUAAUUUAACUAAAUAAGUUAAUGAUUAAAAUAUUGAAAUUUUAUAAGAAAAGAUUUAAACUAUUAGUCCUAAUGUACCUCCUCAAAAAUUAAGUAUAAAUUCUCAUUAAUAAUUAAAUUUCAAUAUUGGAAAAGAUACAGGAUUAAAUAAAAGAACAUUUAUUAAAUAAAAUACUUAAACUCUUCAUUCUCCAAUAUUAAAUCCAAAUAGUGGUAGACCUUCCUUAGAAAUCUUUCAUAGUAUGGAUGGAGGAUUUAUUCCAUCAACUCUAGCUGGAAAUCUUAUUAAUUAAUAAUAACAUUCCUAAGUUAGUUAAGAACCUGAAGAAGAAUAAGUUAAAUAAAUUUAAAUUUAUAGAGAAAAUACACUUGUUGAAUUAGGUUUAAGUUAACCUUUUCAAUAUUUUGAAUUAUUCUCUGUUAUCUCUUUGUGUCAUCUUACUAGAAGUGAAUUAAUGACAUUACCAGAAGAUAUUCGAUCCUCAUAGAAAAAUUCAAAAUUAGGCUUCUCAGAAAGAGAAAGAAUCAAAAAACCUAAAUUUAAUAUUGAUUAAUAUUUUCUAGCUGAAGAUGAAGCUCUCUUAAAAUUAAGCAAAUUAUUUAAAAUCUCCUAUAAAACUUAUGGUUAUAAUAAACAAGAAUAACUUUGUUAUGUUUUGAAAAUUAAUGAUCUAGAAAUACCCUAUAUUAUUCAUUAUAGAUUAUAUCAUUAAGGAUUUAUAGAUUAUGAUGAAACCAAAAAUAAUAAAAUGUUUAAAAUACCUUCCAGAUUUAUUGCCAUGAUGAUUCAAGAUAACAAUUUUUAAAUUAAAGAAUCAAAUUAAUUAGUCCUAUUAUGUAGAUUUUGUAUUGUUACUAUUUCUGAUAUUCCUGGAUAUGAAAAAUUUGAUCUAGUCAAAAAAGCCUCACUUUAAAAAUAAAUAUAAUAUCUAAUUAAUAGAGGUGAUAUCAUUAUUUGCUUUUUGAAAAUGUCAAUUAAUUAACAAGAUCUCUAAGAAUCAAAAAGCUUGAUUAUUAAUGAUUAUGAAAAAACAAUUUAAUUAAUUGAACUAUUAUCAGAUAAUUAGUUUGAUAUUGUUGGCCUUUUUGGAAUUAGUUAAAAUGAUAAUCAAGAUUUAAUUAAAGAAUCUUUUAUUACUAAUAGAUCUAGAAUUGUUAUUCAAUCAGAAAAACCUUAUGAAUUAGUACUACCAUUUUGUAUCAAAAAUAGUGUUUUGCAUAAUGAAACAAUUACAUAUAAUUUUUAAUCUUCCUCAAGAGAUGAUAUUCUCUAUCAAAUUAGAUAAAUUAUCAGUAGUCUUAAUUAGGAAGAUCCUAAAAGAAGUUCAACUUUAUUAAUACGUAGAAAUGCUUAAAUUCAAACUGAUAGAAUUAAGAUCAACAAUAAUGCUUUAAUCAUAGAUGGUAAUGUCUUAGAUUUAAUAUUAAAUGACAAAUACUUAACUAAUCAUUUUGGAUUUAUUAUUCAUUUUAAUAAAAUUAUUAUUGUUUACAAUAUGAAUAACAAUUUAAAGGAAAAAUUAUUGAAUUUUGUUACUAAAUAUGAUAGUGAAUAUUAUUCAUCUUUUUGUGUCAAUUAUAGUGCAGGAUCUCAUGGUUUAGUAAGAAUGAGUGAUUUCUCUUAUUCAAGACAUGAUGAAAUCGAAUCAAAUGUAAUGGGUUUUAUUAAUUAAUAUUCAAUCAAUAUUGAUGAAUUAGAAUUAUUUGAUAAUUUAGUAAUUAAAACUGGAUUUUAACUAUUUUAAAUUAAAGAUGCCACUUAACGCAUAUGUAUUUAAUGGAACUUAUGUUUUGCGCUUUUACAAAUGACAUUCUAUUGUUUUCCACAUUACAAUGGUUAAUUAAUUUUUAAAGAUAGAUUAUUGAUAUUAUAAAUUUUAGUACCAGCCAUACUUUUAACAUAUGCAAUUAAAACCAUUUUUGUAGAACAAGAAUACCUAAGUGUAAAGAUAAAUACAAUAAAAUAGAAAUCACUUGAUUUGAAGAAUAAUCACAUAGUAUAAUUAUUAUUAGAAACUAUUAUGGAUGUAUUUCUAAUAACAGUAGUAAGAUAUACUUGCUACGUAAACGAUGUUAGAUUAGGGGUUUAUAAUACAAAAGAAGAAAUAGCAAUAUUUUUUAGUUUUAUUUUAAUAAUUCAUCUUUUUAAAUUAGCAUUUUUGUCAAAAGAAUUAUAUUUAGCAUUAUUCCUAUCUUUGAGCACAUUCUUAUUAAUACUAUUACAUAUAACAAUUGAGAUGAUAAACUUAGAUUAUAUUAUAUUAAGGGAAUUCUUAAUUUAACCUACAACUAUAAUGUCUCUUUUAAUUUUAAUAUCAAUAAAAUUAGUAAUGAAUUUAUUUGGAUAAUUUAGUAUUUAUUUAUACAAUAACUUUUUGGAAAGAUCUCAAUAAGACAUUGAUUUCAAUUUAAUAUUAGAAACGAUUACAAAAGAAUUUUAGAGUAUGAAGAAUAUUUAAUAUUUAAUAAAGAAAGUGUUUAAGGAUUCAGAAAUAGAUUUAUCAGUAAAAUAGAUUUUAAAUAAGGGUGAUAAUAAGAAUCAAUUAAUUUAAUUAAAUAAUUACACAUUAAAUUUUGAAUAAUAGAUAUACAAUUUAGAAUUUAUUCAAAUGUACAUUUCAAAAUGGAAAUUUAUAGGAGUGUUGACAAAUUCUAGUUAUUUUUUUGGAUUGGACAUAUUUUUAUUAAUACAUUACGGUUUGAGAUUUCAUAAGAUUAACACAGCAUUAUUCUCAAUAAUGUUAAUAAUGACUUUUUGUUAAGUAUUUCUAAUAAAUUAAUCUUGUUAUCCAAAUUACAAAAAAUUAAUAAUAUAUUUUGGAUUUUUGUAAACAAUAUUUAGAUUGUUUAUAAUAAGUGUAGAUGUAUAUGAUCAUGAUGAUAAGUUUUACUCUUUCAUAUUUUACUAUUUAGUUAUAUUUUCAUUGACCCAAUAAAUAAAUUACAAAUAUAUAUUUAUAGUUAUUCAAUAAAUAAUGACUUUAAUAUGUGGAAUAGUAAUGUUAUAUGCAAAUUCUAAAUAGAAUAUAAAAGAUGUUUAUUUAGGUGAAAUAAUAGUAUUAUUUGUAACAUUCAGCAUAAUAUCUUUAUAAUCUCGUUAUUAAGAUGAUGUAACUUAACGUGAAGAUUAUAUAUGCGGAAAGGAAUUAGAGAUUGAAAGAUCAAAGUUUCAAUCAGUAAUGUCUUUAUUAUUGCCUCCAUUUGUUUUAGGUAGGGUUGAUUAAGGAAAUGUAAAUUUUUCAGAGAAUUAAGGAUUAGUUGGCAUAAUAUUUGUAGAUAUGUGUAGUUUUGAUAUGAUAGUGAGUGCAGAGGAUUAAAAUAUUGUGUAAUUAAUAGAUAAUAUUUAUCGAUAAUUUGAUUAAAUAUGUUCUUCAACUAAUUGUUAAAAGAUAGAAACUGUUGGUAAAACUUAUAUGGCUUGUUCUGGAUUAUAAUGUGUAGAGAAAUUCUAGCCUAAGGGUCAUCUAAAGAAUCCAAUUGAAAGAUUAGUAGAAUUAGCAUUUGGUAUAUAAUAAGAAAUUACAAAUUUUAAAUGGGGACCUAACUAAAAGAGUUUUGGAUUAAAAAUUGGAAUACAUUAUGGAAGAGUCUUAAUGGGAGUAAUUGGAUCAAUUAAACCAUAAUUCUCUUUAAUUGGAGAUACAGUUAAUACAACUAGUAGAUUAUGUGCUCAUUGUCCAGAAGGCUUAAUUCAAAUAUCACUUUAAGCUUAUGAUUAAAUCAAAAAUGUUAAAUCAAUCAAAUUUACAUAAAGUAAAAUUGAAGCUAAAGGUAAAGGAAUUAUAGAUACUUUCUUAAUUGAAAAGAAAAGAAAUUUCGAAUAAUCAUUCAACAAUAAAUAAAAAAAAUCAGAAAUGCCACAUAUUGAUUAAAAAUUGAAAUUCGUCUUGAAUAAUCAACAAUAACCUUAAAACUCUUUCCGAAAUCCUAAAUAAACAGGCAUUGCAGCUAUUAGAUAAAAAACUACAAGACAUUUAACAUAUAAAUUAAAUCCUUUAAAAUAAGAAGAAAAUUAAUAGUUGAAUCCUCCUUAAAAUAAUUCAUCGUAAAUACCAUAAACUUAAUAGAUUGUAUCAACUUAGUAACAGGUAAUGAAUUAAAAGACUGCAACUUUAAAUUUUACAGCUAGUUAAUUGUAAUUAUUCAGAAAAUAAACAAAAAGAAAUUUACUUGGGAGUUAAACUAAUGUGCCAUCUAUAAAUUAGAUUACAUCUCCUCAUGCUUUAAAUUAGAUAUAAUCAAAUAUUAAUGUUCUUGCUCCUAGUAAUAAAUUGAUUCAUUAGAAAUCUAUUUUUAGUCAUUAACAACAAUAAACUUAAUAAAUAUCUUAAGAAAAGAUUGAUAAAUAUCAGCAACAAUCAUCAAUUCAUAUUCCAUAACAAGAUCCUUCUAAUCAGAAUAUUUUAGCAGGUAUUCCUGAUAUACCUUUAGAUUAAUCUUUGAAUGUAAUGGAUUCUUCAAUAAAAGAAUAAACUCCAUUCAAUUAAAGAAGAGAUGACUAAAAGAAAUUUAUUGAUUCUGCUAUUAGAGUGAUAAAAUUUAAUGAUAUAGAGUUAUUUAUAAAAUCUAAACCAGAAGUAUUUAAUAAAACUAUUCCUUUAUUUAAAAUAUAAGAGUUCUUUCUUGAAGGUAAAAGUACAACAUUUUAAGAGAAUAAUAAUAAUAAUCAUUGGCAUUUAAUUUCAAAAGAAUUUUUAUUUGAGGCAUUUAAGAAUAGUGAUACUGUUGCUCAAUAUUAUGAAAAAGAAUUGGAGAAUGGAAUAAGAAGUAUAAUGAUAUCAUUAUUACUUCUAUUGAUUAUACACAUCUUCUUUAUUAUACUUUCACAAUUAUAAUAAGUUAAUACUCAAUAAGCAAUAAUAAGAGCAUUAGGCUGUUUUUUUAUUUUGAUAGAGUUAUACUUUUUGAAAACACAUUUUUUUGAAUGGAAAAGAAAAAGAUUAUUAAAAAUAAUAAUCAUAUAAUUAAUAUCUUAAUGUAUAAUCUUAGGAGUAUUCUAUGAAUAAGAUAAAGAUAAAUCAGUAAUAUUGUCAAUAGAAUCAAUAAUUACAAGUUGUUUACUUUUUGCACAUAAAUGGCUUUAUGUUUAAGAGAAAAUAUUAAUAUGUGCAUUUAUGUUUACAGCAUGGUUAAUAAUUAUUAGUUCAGUAUUUAUAAUUGAUAUAUGGGAAGUGUUUUUCUUAUUAAUUUCAAUUGUUUUAUUAUUAUAAAGAGAAGUGUUAAGUUAUUUAUUUUCUUAUAAGUAAAUGCUUAAUUAAGAACAAAUAGAGAUAAAAUAAUUAGAUAAAAUGAAUCUAUUAAGUUGUUUAUUACCAAUUCAUGUUUUGAGUAAGUUUUUAGAUGAUUCUACUAAUUCAAGAUAAUUCUCAGAUGUUUAUAAUGAUUGCACAAUUCUUUUUGCUGAUAUUGCUGGGUUUACUAAAUACUCUUCAAGUGUAUAACCAGAAGAAGUAGUUUCAAUGCUUAAAAAUUUAUUCGAUGAAUUUGAUAAACUUACUUAGGUACAUAAUGUAUUCAAAUUAUACACAAUUGGAGAUUGUUAUGUUGUAAUUGGUGUAACUGAUAAUUUUAAAAGAGAUCCAGUUCAAGAAGCAUUCAAUGUUGUUGAAAUGAGUCUGAAUAUGUUAGAAGCUAUAAAUUUAGUUAGAAAUUAAAUUAAUUAUCAUGAUCUUCAUAUGAGGAUUGGUAUACAUACAGUAUUAUAUUAUAUGUUAUAUUUUUAGGGUAAUGUUAUAGGUGGAAUUAUUGGUACAGAUAUUAUUAGAUAUGAUGUGUAUGGUAAAGAUAUUCUCAUUGCUAAUAAAAUGGAAAGCAGUUCUGAAGAAGGUAGAGUUUUGAUAUCAGAAACUACUAAAAAAUUAAUAGAAGAUAACUUUCCUUCCUGUUAUGUUUUUAAUGGAAGAAAAUUAAUUAAUAUUCCUUCAAUUAAUACAACCAUUACUGGCUUCUUUUUAGAUACUGCAAUAUGA
Molecule: messenger RNA, 7478 nt
Organism: Paramecium sonneborni
Lineage: Eukaryota; Ciliophora; Oligohymenophorea; Peniculida; Parameciidae
Source: the annotation of a GenBank genome assembly